Molecule: messenger RNA, 1647 nt
Organism: Ochotona curzoniae (black-lipped pika)
Lineage: Eukaryota; Metazoa; Chordata; Mammalia; Lagomorpha; Ochotonidae
Gene: KRT75
Product: keratin 75
Exons: 9
Coding region: 1-1647 (548 amino acids)
Biological process (GO): intermediate filament organization; keratinization
Cellular component (GO): keratin filament
Molecular function (GO): structural constituent of skin epidermis
Source: RefSeq, a predicted model, not a curated record
AUGUCCCGCCAGUCCACUGUCACCUUCCAGACCGGGAGCCGCAGGGGCUUCAGCACUGCUUCGGCCAGCACCCCAGCAGCAGGCCGCUCCCGCUUCAGCUCCGCCUCGGUAGCCCGCUCCACGGGCAGCAGCACGGGGCUGGGCAGGAUCAGCGGUUUUGGGAGCCGCAGCCUGUACAACUUGGAGGGUGCCAAGCGGGUCUCUGUCAGUGGGUGUGGGAGCAGCUUCCGGAGCGGCUUUGGCAGCAGGGCUAGCAGCGGGUUCGGGGUCAGCAAUGGAUUUGGCUAUGGGAGUGGCAUUGGUGGUGGCUAUGGGGGUGCUGGCUUCCCCACAUGUCCCUCUGGAGGCAUCCAGGAGGUCACCGUCAACCAGAGUCUGCUGACACCCCUCAAUCUGCAAAUCGACCCCACCAUCCAGAGGGUGCGCAAAGAAGAGCGCGAGCAAAUCAAGACCCUCAACAACAAGUUUGCCUCCUUCAUCGACAAGGUGCGCUUCCUGGAGCAGCAGAACAAGGUACUGGAGACCAAAUGGAACCUGCUGCAGGAACAGGGCUCCAGGGUCGUGAGACAGAGCCUGGAGCCCCUCUUUGAUGCCUACAUCAACGGCCUCCGGCGGCAGCUGGACAGCAUCACCAACGAGAGGGGCAGGCUGGACGCCGAGCUGAGGAGCAUGCAGGAGGUUGUGGAGGAUUUCAAAGUCAGGUAUGAAGAUGAAAUUAACAAGCGCACAGCCGCUGAGAAUGAGUUUGUGGCCCUGAAGAAGGACGUGGAUGGUGCCUACAUGAACAAGGUGGAGCUGGAGGCCAAGGUGAACACACUGACAGAGGAGACCAACUUCCUCCGGAUGGUCUACGAGGCGGAGCUGUCCCAGAUGCAAAACCAGGUCAGCGACACAUCUGUAGUGCUGUCCAUGGACAACAACCGCUCACUGGACCUGGACAGCAUCAUCGCCGAGGUCAAGGCCCAGUACGAGGAUAUCGCCAACCGCAGCCGCGCCGAGGCUGAGUCCUGGUACCAGACCAAGUAUGAGGAGUUGCAGGUCACAGCAGGCCGACAUGGCGAUGACCUCCGCAAUACCAAGCAAGAAAUCUCUGAAAUGAACCGAAUGAUCCAGAGGCUGAGGUCUGAGAUCGACAACGUCAAGAAGCAGUGCUCCAGUCUACAGACGGCCAUCGCCGACGCCGAGCAGCGUGGCGAGCUGGCCCUCAAGGAUGCCCGAUCCAAACUGGUGGACCUUGAGGAGGCCCUGCAGAAGGCCAAGCAGGACAUGGCCCGGCUGCUGCGCGAGUACCAGGAGCUGAUGAAUGUGAAACUGGCCCUGGAUGUGGAGAUUGCUACCUACCGCAAGCUGCUGGAAGGCGAGGAGCACAGGCUGAGCGGAGAAGGCGUCUCCCCAGUGAACAUCUCCGUGGUCACCUCCACCGUUUCCAGUGGCUAUGGCGGCGGAAGCAACAGUUUUGGUGGUGGCAACCUGGGUCUCGGCGGAGGAAGCAGUUACUCUUUUACCACCAGCGGUGGGCACAGCCUGGGCACAGGCCUAGGGGGCUCUGGCUUCAGUGCCAGCAGCAGCCGGGGUCUUGGAGGCAGUGGCUCCAGCAUGAAGUUUGUCUCAACCACAUCUUCCAGUCGCAAGACCUACAAGCACUAA